AUGUUGUUGACUUCAUUACUCACGGCCGCUGCGCUGUUCCGCCCUCUUCAAGUUCGUGCCUGUGAGGACCAUGACUGGACUUCGCCUGUUCUUGGAGGCUAUCUCGACCAUGACCUGAUGAGACGGCAUGAACUUGGUAAAAGAAUCCAGCCUCAGGCCUUGAGAACUCCUGCACAACAGAUCAAAGACUUGCACUGGGGCCAGCUCAAUUUUCUCCACACCACUGACACCCACGGAUGGCUCGCUGGUCACUUGCUCGAUGAGAAUUACAGUGCUGAUUUUGGUGACUUUGCUGAUUUCGUCAGAAAGAUGAAAGCUAAGGCAGACUGGCUCGGUGUGGAUCUAUUGCUUGUCGACUCAGGAGAUCUCCAUGAUGGCACAGGCUUUGGAGAUGUCACCACUCCCAACGGGAAGUUGACCCUGCCCAUAUUCAAAAAACUUCCUUACGAUCUCCUAUCCAUUGGGAAUCAUGAGCUUUACACCACGGAGAUUGCAAAUGAUACCUAUCAUAAUUUUGCGCCCAACUGGGGUGGGCGCUACUUGACAUCGAACGUCGAUUUCAACCUCACUGGGGUUGCAAAGCCCUUCUCACAACGAUAUGCUUACUAUGAGACCAAGUUUGGUAUCAGAAUCAUGAGCUUUGCGUUCCUGUUCAACUUUACUGGAAACAGCAACGCAAGCAUCGUCACACCUGUGGGUAAUGCUGUCAAGCAACCUUGGUUCCAGGAACAAGUGAAAAGAACGGACAUCGAUUUGUUUUUAGUCGCGGGACACAUCACCCUACGAAAUUCCACGGAAUGGGGGUUGAUAUACUCUGCGAUUCGACAAUAUCAUCCAACGACUCCGAUUCAGAUUUUUGGUGGUCACCGGCACAUAAGAGACUCUGUUGUCUUUGAUGCAUCAGCCUUUGGACUUGCAUCAGGCCGGUAUUGUGAAACGGUCGGGUGGGUUUCUAUUGACGGGCUUCCCUCAAAUGUAACUCGGGCCAAAUCACCACAAGGCUCGGGCACCAGAAUUACUCAGAAACCCUCGGCUGUGCCUGGUGUCACGCCCAACCUCAAUUCUUCAUUAUCUUUUACUCGACAGUAUCUCGACUUCAAUCGGUAUAGUUUCGAAUAUCACACCGGAACUACGGAACAGUCCUUCAAUACUUCUUACGGUCAGGGACUCAGCGAAGAGAUCACGGACUCAGUCGAGACUGUUCCUUCCUUGACCGAGAAAUUGGGAUGCUCCCCAGGAAACUUUUACCUGGACCGGUUUCCAUUGACAUCCAAUCAAAGUUUGUUCAACUAUCUGACGACUGUUGUUUUCCCUCAGGUCGUCGUCGAUCCGAAUCGCACGGAUGUACCUCGUAUUAUUCUUACCAAUACGGGAGGUUUCAGAUAUGAUCUCCUCAAAGGACCAUUCACCAUUGACAAUGCGUAUCAGACAAAUCCAUACAAGAACUACUGGCUUCGAAUGACAGCCCCAUGGUCCGUUGCCAAGGACCUGCUGCUAAACAUGCAGACGGAUAAAGUCUACAAACGUCAAGCAAGCACCAACAACACCCUGGUCGAAACUAGUGGAUACGUGACCAAGGACGACCUGGGCAGCGAUGGCGACAAUAUAGUCCACACACCGCAAGGUUACUUCAGCACUCCACACUACGUGCAGGCAAAUGUCAGUGUGGCCAACAUUACGGACGACACCCUCGUGGAUGUCUACGGCACAAGCUUCUUCACUGCGGCAGCGGGCAAAUACCUGCAGGGAAACACGACAGACUGGUUGCGUGCGGACGGCAACUACAGCAGCUUCGACACAAUGCCACGCAUGGCGAAGAUGUACUGGAGCCAAGAUUGCUAG
Exophiala bonariae is the source of this 1842-nucleotide messenger RNA. RefSeq lists its product as uncharacterized. NCBI's taxonomy places the organism in Eukaryota, Fungi, Ascomycota, Eurotiomycetes, Chaetothyriales, Herpotrichiellaceae. Gene Ontology annotation, cellular component: cytosol. Bases 1 to 1842 code for a protein of 613 amino acids. Gene Ontology annotation, biological process: nucleotide catabolic process. The record is from RefSeq and is a predicted model, not a curated record. Gene Ontology annotation, molecular function: hydrolase activity. The transcript has a single exon.